Ophidiomyces ophidiicola is the source of this 3192-nucleotide messenger RNA. RefSeq lists its product as uncharacterized. The record is from RefSeq and is a predicted model, not a curated record. NCBI's taxonomy places the organism in Eukaryota, Fungi, Ascomycota, Eurotiomycetes, Onygenales, Onygenaceae. The transcript is spliced from 4 exons. The coding region runs from base 1 to 3192 and encodes 1063 amino acids. Gene Ontology annotation, molecular function: calcium ion binding; mannosyl-oligosaccharide 1,2-alpha-mannosidase activity. Gene Ontology annotation, cellular component: endoplasmic reticulum; membrane. Gene Ontology annotation, biological process: endoplasmic reticulum mannose trimming; mannose trimming involved in glycoprotein ERAD pathway; carbohydrate metabolic process.
AUGAGAGAACGCCAGGUUAGAGAGCUCAGGACAGAAGCAGAGCAUAUGUUUUUUCACGGAUUUGAUAAUUAUAUGAAAUAUGCAUUCCCAGAGGACGAACUACGCCCAUUGUCUUGUGGCCCGUUGACACGCGACCGGGAGAACCCAGCUCACAUUGAGUUGAACGACGUCUUGGGCAACUACUCUCUCACCCUUGUUGAUAGUCUGUCGACUUUGGCGAUAUUAUCAGAUGCCACGUCGAAAUCUCAAAGUGGGUGGAAGGCAUGGGAAUACUUUCAGAAUGGAGUCAAGACUCUCGUUGAGCUGUACGGUGACGGUUCAAGCGGCGCUGCAGGCACUGGCUCUAGGGGGAAAGGCUUUGAGUUUGACAGCAAGGUUCAAGUAUUUGAGACGGUUAUUCGGGGAGUAGGAGGCCUGCUCAGCGCUCAUCUUUUUGCUGUUGGUGAACUACCUAUUCGCGGGUAUACACCCACAGCAUCCGAAGCUUCUUUUGCGAAAGUGUGGGACAAGAAAGGGUAUUCCUCGGACUCGCCCGGCAUCCGCUGGAAUAAUGGUUUUGUGUAUAAUGGCCAAUUACUUAGGCUUGCUCUGGAUUUAGGCACGCGGUUACUUCCUGCAUUUUACACACCAACGGGUCUCCCAUAUCCGCGAGUGAACUUGCGUGACGGCGUACCGUUUUAUCCCAAGUCACCUCUAAAUGCGAAUACAACAAAAACCGAUACACUUGAUUCCGAAAAAUCACCACCACGGGAAAUUACUGAGACUUGCAGCGCUGGCGCUGGAAGUUUAGUUUUAGAAUUUGCAGUUCUCAGCCGACUUACAGGAGACGGCCGUUUUGAGGAAUUUGCAAAAAGAGCUUUUUGGUCUGUUUGGAUGAGGCGAAGUGAAAUCGGCUUGAUUGGAGCUGGAAUUGACGCAGAGUCGGGAAAAUGGGUUAAUUCUUAUACAGGGAUCGGUGCUGGCAUCGACAGUUUUUUUGAAUAUGCCUUAAAGUCUCAUAUUCUAUUAUCAGAAGGACAACCGCCAAGAUCCAACAAAAGCAGUCCAUUUCAUGCAUUGGAUGGUCACUUUGUUCCCCUUCCAGAGGAAGUACAUUCUUCUGACGCGUUCCUCAAAGCCUGGCAGCAGGCGCGAAGCUCUAUCAAGCACCAUCUCUAUCGUGGCUCUAGCUAUCAGUACCCUCAUUAUAUCCAAGGAGACAUACUCACAGGUGCCACACGUGCUUUCUGGAUGGACAGCUUAAGUGCCUAUUUCCCUGGAUUAUUGACGCUAUCUGGUAAUGUCAAGGAAGCCGCAGAGACCCACCUUUUGACGGCAGCGCUUUGGACCCGAUUUUCAGCAUUGCCUGAAAGAUGGAAUGUUGCAACCGGAGACAUUGAGGGCGGCCUAACUUGGUGGGGCGGGAGACCGGAGUUCAUUGAAUCAACUUACUACCUCUAUCAAGCCACAAAAGACCCUUGGUAUCUUCAUGUUGGAGAAAUGGUCUUGAGAGACAUCAAACGAAGAUGCUGGACUAAAUGCGGAUGGGCGGGUAUCCAAGAUGUUCGAAACGGGGAGCUGAGCGAUAGAAUGGAGAGCUUUUUCCUUGGGGAGACUGCUAAAUACCUCUAUUUGUUGUUCGAACCCUCCCAUCCUCUAAAUCAUUUGGAUGCACCAUUUGUAUUUACUACGGAAGGCCAUCCUCUUAUUAUCCCACGGUCUGCAAACCAUGACGCUCCCUUCAGAAUAAAGCCUGGAAAGAUAAAUGAGACACGUCUUGCAGCGAUAGAGACGUGCCCUCGGCCGUCCCCGCUUCUUCCGUUCGGAUUGUCAUCAGUUGCAGCGCGAUCGGAUCUAUUCCAUGCAGCAAGCUUGGCUAAGUUGCAGCUUAUUCCGCCAAAAGGGCAAGGCGAGUCGGCUAUUGUUGAAUACUCAGAGGACCACCCGAGUGUAUCUUUAGCAGACCUCGUCUCCCCUUCAAAUUACACCUAUUUUCCAUGGACCCUACCUACCGAAGUCGUGCCCCCCAAUGCAACGAGUGCCCCCAUGGCAAGGAGACCGACCCUUGACCUAUCUUUCCCUCCUAUGCCAAAUUCGGUUCUUAGUUCUUCUUCGCUAGAGCGUGUGGAAGAUGGCAUUUUGAUCAAAGCUCUGGGGGGUUUGCGACUAGGCAUGAUUCAAGAUGUGCCUCUAUAUGCGGAAGGGUCAUCUUCGGUGUUUGAUGGGUACCGUAUUCAAGUGAUCAACAACAUACCACUAGGAAAAGAUGAAAGAGUGUAUGUUUCUCGCGAGAGUGCAAGUGCCUUGGAGCCCACAGACCCAAAUUUUACGCAAGUUGAAGAUUUGACGAUGCUAGAUAUCGUUAUUGAUGUCAAACCAGACCAUUUUCCGACAAACGCGUCCUCGUCAGUGACAGCCGCCAGCCACCAAAGUACGACUGCCAGCGUGCUAGGUGAAUCUCACCGGCCGAUUGAAGAUGGCUCUAACAUGAGACUCGCCUUUUCAUCGUUCAUGAGUCAAGUUACUUCGCUCUUACGCGACGAAGUCCGGUCUUCUACGCCUGGCUCCACGCUAUUCAGUCGUUCCGUAUCGCGACUCUCGAUUCCAGCAACAACGUCGACUGGUAAAGGAGCAGUGCCGCUUCCUGAUAGUGAAGAGGCAACAUUCCCAGCUCCAUGGACGACACAUAAGCAGACAACUCAACGCUUGCCGUGGUCGGGCAUUUAUAUUGCAGAUGAGCUCUGCGAUGCCCCGUUGUCAUCGUCUGUCCCACGCACUCACCAGGUCAUCGUGCUAAAACGGGGUAAUUGUAGUUUCUCCCAGAAGUUAAGGAGGAUCCCCGCCUUCCGGCCGACACGGUCGUCCCUCCAGCUCGUUAUUGUUGUUUCCUACCCGGAGACUGGGGAUAGCAACUCGGAUAGCUACUCUGGCACACAGGCGAAAGGUUCCACAAAAUCUCCAAAAGAAAAGAUAUCACCUUUUUCAUCUCAUAUUAUCGAGAUUGAAAAUGAAUCUCUGCUCGUUCGACCAUUACUGGACGAGAUACAGGUUGUUGGGGCCGGAGUCCCACGUCCACGCCCAAUUAGUAUGGUGAUGGUGGGCGGGGGUGACCGCACGUAUGAUUACUUUAGACAUGCACUCGGUGUGGGAAUCAGAAGACGAUAUGAAAUGAAAUCGCAGGGCGUCCCGAUUACCAACCUGCUUGUUGUUUAG